AUGUCCUCCCUCCAGGCCCAGCGUGCCGUAUACGCUCGGCUUCGCUAUAACAGUCCCCAAUUUCAACCCAAGACUCUCCGAUUCUCGACCCACGCCCGCCACAACUCCCCGUCAUCCUCUCCCCCAUCAUCACCUCCGACCCCCGUCGCAGUCUCAACCCCGAAGAAACACGAAAUCAACCCACCACCCAGCACACGCCCCGCGCCCCUCGUGCUCCCCGAAGCCGUUACAGAGACAGCAUCCACCUCCGAAAAAUUAACCCGCUACAUCGCCAUCGGCCGCGCAUACCUCACCUUCUACAAAACGGGCCUGAAGAACGUCUACCACAACUACCGCGCCUCGCUGCCCCUCCGAAAGACACUGCGCCUCCCAGCCUACAUCCCCAUCUCCCCUCCUCGGCUCUCCGGAGACAAAAAUGCAGCAUCAUUGCUCGGCCGCGCACAGUUUCAACUCGUCCGCCGCUCGGCUCGCGAUGUCCGCCGCAUGAUCCCCUUCACUCUGAUCCUUAUUGUAUGCGGCGAGUUCACACCGCUUGUUGUCCCCAUAUUUGGGAAUGCCGUCACCCCGUUUACAUGUCGUGUUCCUUCGCAAGUCUCCAAGGAGCGCACGCUUGCGGCAGCGAGGAAGAGAAACGCCUUGGCGGGGCAUACCGCUGCCACUGCUGGGUCCCUUUCGCCAAUGCCAGUGGGUGGUAAAGAGGAAUUGAGCCUGCUUGCUACCCAAUUCGCAAAUCCCGCUUUUGCGCGAACUGCGGAUGCAGAGAGUGUACUGCGCGCAUGCGCCGUCUUCGGAUUGGUCAAGAGCCAUGCUCGCUUUGCUUCGGGUGCUCUGCUGAGAUGGGUUUAUCGGCCGCGUUUGGAGAGAUAUCUCUCUUAUCUGGCGAUUGAUGAUGCGAUGAUUCGGGGUGGCGGGGGUGUCAAGGCCCUUGUGGCCGAGGAAGUGCGUGUUGCGGUUGAGGAGCGCGGGGGUGGGGAUGUGGCGAGCGGGUAUAGAAAAGAUGGACAGAGGGAAAUGGCUGAAAGAGAGUGGUUACAGCGAUGGUUGGCUUUGAGGAAUGGGAAGGCAUAG
Molecule: messenger RNA, 1068 nt
Organism: Penicillium lagena
Lineage: Eukaryota; Fungi; Ascomycota; Eurotiomycetes; Eurotiales; Aspergillaceae
Exons: 1
Coding region: 1-1068 (355 amino acids)
Biological process (GO): intracellular monoatomic cation homeostasis
Cellular component (GO): mitochondrial inner membrane
Molecular function (GO): ribosome binding
Source: RefSeq, a predicted model, not a curated record